UCUGAGUGUCAACUGAUAACUAUGCAAACAGCAGACAAAUAGUUGUUAGUUCUAAAAUACUUUCGACUUAUACUAUCUCGAGUAUUAUAUAGUGCUUACACAAUCUGUAUAAAAUGUCAUACAUCUGAUAACUGUCUUCUUAAGUUAUUAAAGCUACUGAAAAUGGCAGUGCUUAUUUUUGUAUCUUUGGUCAUCAUUUUGGCAACAUGUUUGUACUUGUACUCGAAAAAGAAGUUCUUGUACUGGAAAGACCGAAACGUUUACCAUCUAGAACCGACUUUCUUCUAUGGAAAUAUGAAAACAGUAACCAAAGACCAUGCUCAUUUAACGACAGUCUUCCAGAAACUGUACGAUGAGGCUAAGGCUUUGAAGAAAAGAUACUGUGGAUUUUACAGUUUUUUUCAACCACACUUUGUACCUAUAGACAUUGAAGUGGUGAAAGGUAUACUUCAAAAUGAUUUUGAUCAUUUUUAUAAUCGAGGACGAUAUAUAAACGAAAAAGCUGAUCCUUUAUCUGGUCAUCUUUUCAGUUUAGAAGAUGAGAAAUGGAGGAAACUAAGAAAUAAGCUUACUCCAAUAUUUACGUCAGCAAAGAUUAAAGUGAUGUUUCAAACACUUGUAGAAUGUACUAAGGGAUUGGAAAAACUUCUUGGCAAAUUAGCCAAUUCAAAACAACCAGUUGAUCUCAAAAAUGCCCUUUCAUGCUUUACUACGGACGUCAUCAGCUCGAUUGCUUUUGGUUUAGACUGCAGCUCCAUGGAAAACCCAGAUUCGGAAUUUAGGAAAUACGGAGAUAAAGCAUUUCGUAAAAAUUUAAGACAGAGAAUAGGAAUUAUUCUCACAAGUGUGUUUCCUUGGUGGUUCGUUCGAUUAACGGGUUACAAAACAUUUUCGAAAGAUGUGGAUAAUUUUUUUAUUAACCUUGUAACAAAUGUUAUCUAUGAACGGAAGAAGCAGAAUAUAGAACGAAAAGAUUACUUGCAACUAUUAAUAAAUUUAAAUAAGAGUGCUAAAGAAAAUGGGAAUACGCAAGCACUAACUAUGGAAGAAAUUGCUGCUCAAAGUUUCGUGUUUUUUAUUGCUGGCUUUGAAACCUCAGCUUCAACCAUUAAUUUUGCUUUGUUGGAACUUGCCCAAAACAUCAAUAUUCAAGAAAAACUGAGAGAAGAGAUAGCUGCUGUGCUUGGCAAACAUGAUAACCAAAUAACCUAUGAUGCACUUAAAGAGAUGGUUUAUUUGGACAAAGUUAUACAAGAAACGUUAAGAAAACAUCCACCAUUGGGCAUCCUUGCUCGUAUGUGCAACAAGGACUACCAGCUGCCAAAUGACGAUUUUGUUUUAAAAAAGGGAACUAUGGUUAGUAUCCCUAUCCAUGCUAUACAAAGAGAUCCAGAUUAUUACCCAGAUCCAGAAAAAUUUGACCCCGAGAGAUUCAGUAAAGAGAAUAUAGAUAAAAGACCUGCGUUCUCUUACCUGCCGUUUGGUGAAGGUCCACGUAUCUGUAUAGGAUUGAGACUUGGAAAACUACAGGCCAAAAUAGGACUCAUCACUUUGCUGAAAAACUAUCGUGUUACUUUGAAUGAAAAAACAAAGUUGCCAAUCACAUAUGACUUUGGCACGAUAUCUAUGGUUAAAGACGGAGUAUGGGUGAAUUUAGAUCCCAUACAUAAAUGAGCAAAUGAAUUAUACCUUUAGAGAUUAAACAGUAUCUUUGACUAUGAUUAUUGUCGAAUUGUAGUAAAUAAACAUUGUUUUAAACCA
Diabrotica balteata is the source of this 1761-nucleotide messenger RNA. Lineage: Eukaryota; Metazoa; Arthropoda; Insecta; Coleoptera; Chrysomelidae. The record is from the annotation of a GenBank genome assembly.